Messenger RNA from Corticium candelabrum, 2972 nucleotides. Its product is annotated as lysosomal alpha-mannosidase-like. Gene Ontology annotation, molecular function: alpha-mannosidase activity; carbohydrate binding. The record is from RefSeq and is a predicted model, not a curated record. Bases 7 to 2832 code for a protein of 941 amino acids. Gene Ontology annotation, biological process: mannose metabolic process. Gene Ontology annotation, cellular component: lysosome. NCBI's taxonomy places the organism in Eukaryota, Metazoa, Porifera, Homoscleromorpha, Homosclerophorida, Plakinidae. The transcript is spliced from 24 exons.
UUGAUCAUGAUUUCCUUUGUUGACGUUUUCGUACGCGUUCUCGUAGCAGUUUGUUUUUUUCAAUCCUGGCUGCUAGCAACAUCUACAGAACUAACUGUACACAUCUUACCUCACAGCCACUGUGAUCCUGGCUACAGAGAGACUUUUGAAGGCUACUACAAAGACAAAGUACGAAGUAUCAUCACGACAGUUGUAGAAGCCCUUCAAGAAGAUACUUCGAGGCGAUUUAUUUGGGAGGAAGUUUCCUUCUUUUCUUUGUGGUGGAAUGAACAAAAUGAGACAGUGAAGAAUGUUGUGAAGAGUCUCGCUCUACGAGGUCAAUUGGAGUUCACUGGUGGAGGAUGGGUAAUGCAUGAUGAGGCUGUUACAACAUACCCGGCUAUUAUUAAUCAGAUGACAUUGGGACUCAACUUCCUUAAAAAACAACUCGACGUUCGACCUCGUAUUGGCUGGCAUAUUGAUCCAUUUGGAGCCUCGAUAUUUACACCUACUUUGUAUGCUUUGCUGGGCUAUGAUGCAAUGAUUGUUAAUCGAAUUCCUGACCCUUUGAAACAGCAAAUGAAACUGACGAAACAGCUUGAGUUCAUAUGGCGCUCGCACACAUCUCUUCCAGCCAACGAGACAUCAAUCUUUACUCACAUUCUUGACUCUCAUUAUUCAGAGCCGUUAAUACUUGGUCUAACACUGGAAGAAAAAGCCAAGUUUCUAGCUGCGAUUUGUCGUAAAAGAUCCAACUAUUUUGCAACACCUCAUUUGCUGCUACCGUUUGGCAACGACUUUGCAUUCACCAAUGCACGUGACAAAUUUAAGCCAAUGGAUGGUUACAUUGAUUACAUCAACAGUCACAAAGAGUUCAAUAUGACGAUGCGAUAUUCAACUCUGUUGGAGUAUGUUUCUGCUGUCAAGGCUACAAACACUGUGUUUCCUAUUCAACAUCUGGUGUACCUGUGGGUGUAUUUCAUUAGUCAUGAUCUAUGUAUUUUUCAUCAGGGAGAGGACAUGUUUCCAUAUGUUGCUUGUAGUCCUUGUGGCAGCAACCAGUGUGGUGGAGUGCUUGAACUUGUACCAUGUGGCUCAAGCGACUGCUAUUGGACCGGCUUCUACACAUCCAAACCUGCACAAAAGCUUUCUUCACGAAAACAAGAUGCUACUCUUCGAUCUAUUGAGAUGCUUUUUAGUUCAAUGACUGAGCUGCAUAAUGUGUCCAUCAACUCUGUCUUGGAUGUCAUAAAUUUAGGUCGUAACACAUCGGCAUUAUUGCAGCAUCAUGAUGCUCUGCCAGGGACGUCGUAUCCGAGUUGUUAUGAUGAUUACUCCAACAAGCUGAACGAAGCCAUCAGAUUGACUCAAGCAUCACACAGUCAAAUGAUUGUGGAUCAGUUGUGUGGUGCUAAUGCAAUGGAUUUUCGGCCUCCCACACUUGAUGGCUUGACAGUGUUGAGUCUUCUAUUGAAGAAAGUCGGUGACACGGCUGUGAUGUUGGUGUAUAAUUCAUUAGAGAUAGAAAGGAAGGAGCCAAUCGUUAUACUGGGUGUUCCUGCAGAGCUAUGCAUUAAAGCUGUUCAUUAUCCCAGUCAACUAGCAGAUGGCAACUUGCACAUUCUAGUGCACAUCAACCCUCUUACAAGUGCAGCUGUCAUCUUGGAACGAGUACCAUGUACUAGGAAAUCUGAAAAUGUUAUCAUUCAUGGAAACUUCUCAUUGGACAAUGGAAACAUCAAACUCGACUUUGAUAAAAGCGAGCGGCUGUAUCGUUGGACAAAUAAAACAAGCUUGAAAAAACAUGCUAUGAACCAUGUAUUUAAACAAUAUAAAGAGAAGGACAGCGGCUUGUUGUCAUUUGAUGGAGGAAGUGUGUACACGUUUAUGCCUGAACCUGGAACUUCUUCAAAGAUUGAUGCAUUUCCUAAGUUGAAUAUGACUGUUUUGAGUGCAAAUGGUCCACUUGUCUGGGAGGUAACACAGACAUAUGAACCAUUUUACUUGUACCACACGUACCGAUUAUAUGCAAACAGCUCGAUAAUUGAUAUGGAGACGAGAAUUGGUGAGUUGCCUAUCUUACCAAGAGCUUCAUAUACAUCAAAUGUUGCAACAGACAUCGACAGUGGCUCAUUCUUCACAACUAUUGACAAUGGAUUUCAAACUAUGAUACGAAAAUUUAACGAUAGCAAGCCAGUUCAAGGAAACACAUUUCCACUAACUGGUUGGGCAUCAUUAGACGGCACCAACACAUCCAUGGCGUGGCUGUCGAUGCGACCAGUUGCUGUGUUUGCCAACAAUGGCAGCAUGGAGCUUAUGCUGCACAGACGUCUGGAAGGUUUGUUUGAUGAACGUGGAAAUGACAAUUCUAUCAUGAAUGAUGUAAUGAAGCUUGUGGUACAGAAUCGUGAAGAUGUCUCUGUAAGCAUUCCCCUUCUCAGUUUGACAUUGCAGUAUCCACUGUCAGUCUACUGGGCUUGGGUUAAUGCCACAACAUGGACAAACCAUUGCCAGAUGUCAUGGCAGUCAAUCAGUCAUGGGCUUCAUAAGUCUAUACAUUUGGUGAGUAUGCAAGUUCGAGAGGUAUACAAGACAGGCAGGCAAAUAGGAAUAAGGUUGCAUCACAUGAACACAACAAGCGAGACUGUGUCUAUUGACCUCCAAACUCUACUGAAAGAUUGGAAGAUUAUCAAAGUAGUGGAAACAACUAUCGAUUUCAACGUCAUAAAAGAUAAAGCAUUCUCUAAAGACGAUGAAGCUGCCACCUAUCAACAUGUCUCACCAGUGACGACAUCUGUAUCUCUUAAUCCCAUGAGUAUGAAGGCAUAUCUUGUUGAUGUUACUCUUUCUUAGCAUACAGACAUCAACUACUUGUCGGUUACGACAGCAGUUGGAGUCACUGUUUUGUGAUAGGAUUUGAUGUAGACUUAUUUCAAAUCAGUUGAUCAGCCAAAGACCCAGGGAUCAAUGUGUGUGUGUGUGUGUGUGUGUGU